Molecule: messenger RNA, 1417 nt
Organism: Stegodyphus dumicola
Lineage: Eukaryota; Metazoa; Arthropoda; Arachnida; Araneae; Eresidae
Product: lachesin-like
Cellular component (GO): neuron projection
Source: RefSeq, a predicted model, not a curated record
CUAGUUGAAAAGCCCCACAACCCAUUAGAACCAUGGUUUGCAGAAAAUGCUGUCAAUUUGACUGUGGCGGAAGGUCGAGAUGCCAUCCUACCAUGCGUGGUGGAAAAUCUUGGAACAUAUAGGCUGGCCUGGAUACACAAGGAUCGUCACAUUCUGUUGACACUCCACGACAAAGUAAUCUCCCGAAAUCCACGAAUUUCAAUUCACCAUAAUAACUUCAGGUCCUGGUGGCUAAAGAUAAGUGAUGUCAAACAGGAAGACAGUGGACAAUACAUGUGUCAGCUAAAUACGGCUCCUAUGAUAAGUCAAACAAGACAUUUGGAAGUUGUUGUGCCUCCGUCCAUAAACGAGGACCAGACAAGUUCCGAUCAAAAUGUUCGAGAGGGCGCAGAUGUGAAUCUCCGGUGUAACGCAUCUGGUUCUCCUAAGCCAACGAUUAAAUGGAGAAGGGAAGACGACAAGGACAUUAUUUUAGGAUCGAAAAGAGUGCCUAGUAUUGAAGGCGAGUUUCUGAAGCUGAAGAGAACUAGUCGUCUCAGCAUGGGAGCCUAUUUAUGCAUCGCCUCCAAUGGUGUUCUACCUUCAGUCAGCAAGAGGAUCAUGCUGAACGUACUUUUUGCUCCCAUGAUUUUGAUUCCCAGUCAGCUGAUUGGCGCUAGCACAAGAGAGGACGUGACAUUAGUGUGCAACUUAGAGUCCUAUCCAAGAUCUGUCACUUAUUGGGUCAUUGCGAGAGAUAUCGUCAUAAUCACGAAUAACAAAUACAAAGUAAUGUACGAACCAUCGGACUUGCCAGCAUCGUACAAAACGAAGAUGAAGCUGCUCAUAAGAGAUCUGCGUCCGCAAGAUUUUGGAUCCUACACAUGCGUGGCGAAGAAUUCUUUAGGAGAAACCGAAGGAACGAUAAAGCUCUAUGAAAAACCUAGGCAAGGGAUAACAGAUUCGACCGAUUAUCAUUAUACAGAAACAAAACUAAAACAGGAUGAAAUUACAAGCGAAGAAAUACGGCCAGUGGCAGACAACAUUAAACUUGAGAGAAAAGAACCCAGGCAAGAAACAGAGCGACAGCAAAUGAAAGCAAAUAUUCAACAUACAGCUAUUACAAAAAUAGAUGAACUGUCUCCUUCAACUUCCGCUACCUUCGAGAAAUCGUUAUUCAUCAUUGCAGCAUAUUCUGCAUAUCUUCUGCAUCAUCAUUUCGUGCAAUACGUGUAACGGGAAUUGGUUUUCGUCAUAUCUUGGUGCACAUCGAUUUUGUUGCUCAUAUUUGUAUAUGCCUUCUCUUCUGAUCUUCUUUCGAGAAAUAAGUGACUUUCUUGCAUUGAAAAUGUAAUUAUACCAUUGGAUCUGUGUAUAUAAAAGCUUCUGGUCUUGUGAAGAUCUUAAAUGUUUCAAAAUAAAUUGAUGUAUUACUUGA